This is a messenger RNA of Stegodyphus dumicola, 3771 nucleotides long. RefSeq lists its product as uncharacterized. The record is from RefSeq and is a predicted model, not a curated record. NCBI's taxonomy places the organism in Eukaryota, Metazoa, Arthropoda, Arachnida, Araneae, Eresidae.
GUAGUCUGUGAAGUCUAUGAAGCUGUAUUUUGCCAUUUUUAAGUACAGGAAAUAUAAAGCUUUGUCAAUUCUAUUCGAGCUUUAGAAAAUGCAAAUCCCUAUUCUAAUAUCUUGUGUAAAAUCUCACGUAGAUAUAAAAAAGUGUUUGUACUUCUCAAGAAACCGAAAAGAAAAAUAUGCACCAUUUCCGCCCAACGCAAAUUGUAUAAACAUUAUUCCAUACAUGUCAUACGCGUAUGUGAUAAACUAAAAAGCAAGUCACAGUAUGUUCAACCAUGUGAGAACAAUCUUUACAAGACGGUUACAAAACAGUUGGACCUUACUUCGAAUUCUACGCUUGACCUCCAGGCUACGAAUCUUCAGAAGUUCAAACUUCCGCAGCCAAGAAAUGAUUCUCUGAUAAAUUGCUUUUGUCACAAAUGGUUUACUGACCUUGGCGUCCACACCCUUACGAGCAGCCCUUAUAUAAAGUUUGAGUGGAACAAGGGUUGCUCAAUUCUUUGUAUCCUUUGACGUAUAUUCCUUCCUAACAAUAUCUCGUUAUAACCGUGAAUCUUGCGUUUGUUGGAUAGUUGCCAUACUCAAGAGAAAUCUUAGUGGAAAACGCAAAAAAACAACGGAGGCCCUUUCGUAAGCGCAGAACACAGAGAAGUGCUUAUCCGUAACCCGAAGAUUUUACGGUAUUUGUAUUAUAAGGAAAUAUACAUAAUUUGAAGAUGCAGUCACAAAAAUAUUUCAUCCAAGAUAUUACCAUGGCCUUCAUUUUUCUUUUUGCACUGUGUCAUUCACCAUCUCAAGCCGGGCUCACAGAUCCAGUACAAACUGCGACGGUGGAUCACAUGAUCAAUUCAUUCAAAGCACCUAUAAUCAAUGAUAACACAUCCCUCAUACCCUCUGGAAAAAAGGAACCCAGACAAGGUUUUAUUCCAGGAACCUUCGGCGGUGGUAACCACUUUGCAACUUUAGCCAAUAUGGCUAAUCUCGGCGGAUUCGGUUCCAUGGCAUCCUUGGGUAGUUUAAGAACUGUUAUGAUGGGAGGCAUGCUAUACGGACUCAGCCUCAUUCCAGCUGUUGUUUUAGCUCUGGGAGGUAGCGGUUUACCAAUGAGCGGUGUACUUUCUUCUCUUGGCUUAAGCAAACGGGCAUUGCCAGAGACCAGCUCAGCUAAGAUGCCCCUUCUGACAGAAUCUGAAACAAGAAGAUUACUGCAGAUGCUUCAGUCUGCCUUUAAACAAUGGAACAUUGCAGAUGAAAAUUGCAAGCAAUUGUUUGUGUGCCAAAUGUACCGUCAGGUCUCGAGUAAUGGAGUUACACCCGACUUAGAAUUGUUCAAAGAAGCUUUAUUGCACAUACUGGAACGCGGUGGACAACGUCGAGCCGGGCGAGCUGCUGAACAUCUUUUAGCCGAAUACGAGCAUUACUUCGCAGCUGCCAGAAUGGGUAUGGACCAAGAUGAAUGUGAAACUCACUAUCCUGAAUGCAGCCUUAGUCUUUAUCCUUCAAAUGAUGGAUUCAGGAAAAAGGGAACGAUAGCCAAGAAAUCUUCCAAAGAAUCCGAUGAUGUUACUUCAACCAACAGUGAAACUCCUAACAAGGAAUCGACUAUGAAAAAGGGAUCUAUGUAGACAUUUGAUAUCCUCGGUAUACAGUUUUCUAACGGAUUUGAAAAGAACGCAUUGUGGGUUUAUUAUACACGGGGGUAUAGGCAUUGGAAAAGAGUAACUGAUCAUCUUAUAUUUUAUCAUAAAUUUCUGCCUAGGUAUAAUUCUAGACUUUACUUAAGGAAUAAUAGUAAAAACGGAUAUUGCCAUUAAGUUGUUAUUCCUUAAGUAAAUGAGAAUUUCGCACGUUAUGUCGGGUGUUAAAGGUAGAAUAAAUUAAAUAACUGUGUUUUUAUGAGCUUGUUUGUAUGGCAAAAUAUUGUAAUUAAAAUGAAAAUUGGAUACAUAUUUCACUUAAUAUUUCUUAAACAUUCUAUGUUUCACUUAAGUUAUUAUUGUAUUUUGUAUCAUUUAUUUAUUUGUCAUAAAAUAUUAAAACUUUCGUAAAUUAUAUAAAUAAUGAUUUCUUUUACUUUGUAAAAUAGACCUGAAUUGAAAGAAAGAAAUGUAGAAUAUUAAAAAAAACUCUUUCCUAAACGUCAUUGGAAAUUUCUAAAUGGUAUUCUUCAGCAAGACGUUUGAUAAAUGACACAAAACUACAAUUUAUCUAUUCAUAUCUUUAACAUGCUUUCGAAUCCUAGCUACUAAUUUCACUUAUGUAGAAUCAUUUUUUAAAGUUCUAUCGAAAUGGAAAGUUUCAGGUGUAUUAAAUUAUAGCAGCAUCCUUGCUUCAUCAAAGGAAUAUCGCUAAAGUUAUUCUGUAGUAACCGGUAUUGUUAAUCACUUAAUUUUAGACAUUAGCCAAAUCCUUAUAUAGGAUAGUUAUUUCAAUUUUGGUGUGGAGCUUAGUGUAUAUUCAAAAAACAGAAAUGAUAAUGAAACCUUAUUAUCUAACAAUUUUAUGCAACUUCGUACUUGCGUGCACUUCACAUAUCAAAACGUUGAUUUGAAGAGCUGAAAGAAGAAGUGAGAGAGACAAAAUGACUACGUUAUCAAACUUUUUACCAAAAUACUUAGCCUAAUAAGUCCAUUUUUGCUUGAAAUAAAAUGACCUGCAAUAUAGGUCCCCGUAAUCUCUAACAUAAUGCUAAUCAAAUCCAAAGUGUAAUUAAGUUUAAAACUUUUGCAACAGAUGGGUAAAUGCAACAGAUGCGUUAGGCAAAAUAUGGAAACUUAGGAACUCGAAAGUGAUUUGGUUAUUUAAUCUUCAGAAGGAAUCUAUGUAUCUUGGCUUCAUUAUUAAUGCGUGUAUGUAUAACAAUUUUAGAUCAUUAAUACGUAGAUUUUAUCACCCUUUUUAAAAUAUACAUGCUUUCCAAUUGCAUAUGUUUAUAUCUGCUUAUUUUAAUAUCCUUUGAAGGAAAAAAAACGGUUAUCGAAAGGUAACUGCUGGUUAAAAGUACGACAUUAUUCCUCCAAGAAUGCUAUCUUAAAUCAGUGUAGGCUUGAAGACAUUUUUUGAAGGAUAGAACAGGACUUGAAGCUCUCUUCUAUACAACUCUUCAUAUAUAUGCGCAAUUUUACUCCUGUAGAAGAGGGAAACUAUGUCAGAUCUUCGAAAGUAAUAGAGUUAGUUGUAUUCACAUCAAUAUAAGUGUGUUCCUUUGUCUAACUGUAAUUUUCCCAUUCGUAUGUUUCUUACGAUUAUAUUAUCAGGGAUUGUAAUACACUAAGAAGCAAAAUGAAAUACUCAUUUUCUAAUUUCUAAUCAGUAAUAUUCAUUUUCUCAUUAAUUACCUAUUUAAAAAUUAUCUUCUCACCUUAUACGGCCAAUAAGGGAGCAUAUUACCUUAAACAGAAAAAUUCUAUUCCUUUAUUUACUUAUUCAAAUUAAAUACAUUCUGUUAAAUUCUUCAUGCUUCUAGGUAAUGAACUAGGAAAAUAUUUACGAUAAGAUCAUUUCAUUGAAAAACAUUUCUUUGAAAGCCUUUAAAUCAACAUGCUAAGAGUUUUCCACCAUUCACUUUAACGUAAUUAGAUCCAUAAAUGUUUUGAUAGAUGUGGUUCAUUAAGAAAAAGAAGAGAGGGCAUAUUUCAGGUAUUUUAUUGGAAACAAUCAAAAAUAAAAUUAUUUUAAUAGCUUAAAUUCCAUGUCGAUUAUAAUUUAAAUCCUUCUUAUUCACAUAGUCCUGAUACAAAUGGAUAAAAAACAAAUUUAGAAGUCUUGAAA